Messenger RNA from Monopterus albus (swamp eel), 8950 nucleotides. Its product is annotated as filamin-C-like. The coding region runs from base 332 to 8452 and encodes 2706 amino acids. Gene Ontology annotation, molecular function: actin filament binding. Gene Ontology annotation, biological process: actin cytoskeleton organization. The transcript has 46 exons. NCBI's taxonomy places the organism in Eukaryota, Metazoa, Chordata, Actinopteri, Synbranchiformes, Synbranchidae. The record is from RefSeq and is a predicted model, not a curated record.
ACACGUUUGGAGUGAACUCCAACAGUGCGGCUACAGCUCACCUACCACGAACAGCAACACGCUGUUUAUAGAAAACGAACGACCUCCCGACAAGGUGCCAAUUAAAACAGCGGACGACCAGCUGCCUUCCACACUCUAAAACGGAUCAUUUAAUCCAUCACUGUCCUGACAUAAGUGGUUUCUUCGCAAUCUCUCGGCUGAUUUUUAAACUUCUCCAAGUUUGAACUUUGUUCCGCGAGAGCGCGCGCUUACCAUCGACCUGCUCAAUUUUCAAUUCAAUUCAACACACAAGUGUCACCAAGGUGUAAAAGUGGAUCCAGAAAGUACCGUCAUGAUGAGUAACAACUACGGCGAAGAGCAGCAGCAGCCUCCACAGUAUUACCAGGCCGCUGACUUUGGGGAGGAGGGGGAAGACGAGGUGCCAGCCACGGAGAAGGACUUGGCCGAGGACGCGCCAUGGAAAAAGAUUCAGCAGAACACCUUCACCAGGUGGUGCAACGAGCACCUCAAGUGCGUCAAUAAGACCAUCCUAGACCUGCAGAAGGAUUUUAGUGAUGGCCUGAAGCUCAUUUCACUCCUGGAAGUUCUGAGCCAGAAGAAAAUGUACAGAAAAUACCACAACAGACCCAACUUCCGUCAGAUGAAACUGGAAAACGUUUCUGUGGCGCUAGAGUUCCUGGACAGAGAGCAUAUCAAACUGGUCUCAAUAGAUAGCAAAGCCAUUGUGGAUGGGAAUCUAAAGCUGAUCCUGGGUCUUAUCUGGACUCUCAUCCUCCACUACUCUAUCUCCAUGCCCAUGUGGGAUGACGAGGAUGACGAGGAGGUCAAGAAGCUGACCCCCAAACAGCGCUUGCUGGGCUGGAUACAGAACAAAGUGCCCCAGCUGCCCAUCAGCAACUUCAAUCGUGAUUGGCGGGAUGGUAAAGCCCUGGGAGCUCUGGUUGACAAUUGUGCCCCUGGUUUGUGUCCUGAUUGGGCCGAGUGGGACCCAAACAAGCCUGUGCAGAAUGCCAGAGAAGCCAUGCAACAGGCUGACGACUGGUUGGGUGUGCCUCAGGUGAUUGCUCCUGAAGAGAUUGUGGACCCAGAUGUGGACGAGCACUCAGUGAUGACCUACCUGUCUCAGUUUCCCAAGGCAAAACUGAAGCCCGGAGCUCCUCUCAGGCAAAAACAGCUUUUCCCAAACAAGGUUAAAGCCUAUGGACCAGGUAUUGAACCACAUGGCAACAAGGUGCUGCAUCCAGCUGUGUUCACUGUGGAAACUCUUGAAGCUGGAAGUGGUGAAGUCCUGGUCUACGUGGAGGAUCCUGAGGGUCACAAAGAGGAGGCGAAGGUUAAAGCUAACAAUGACAAAAACAGAACCUACACUGUCACCUAUGUUCCUAAAGUUGAGGGUGCCCACAAGGUGAAAGUGCUGUUUGCUGGUCAGGACAUUGACAAGAGCCCCUACACAGUAAAUGUGGCGAAGGAUAUUGGUGACCCCAGCAAAGUCCAUGCCAGAGGACCAGGUCUGGAGGCUACAGGCAAUGUGGCCAACAAACCCACCUACUUUGACAUCUACACAGCUGGUGCUGGUAACGGUGACAUCAGCGUGGUUAUCGUCGAUCCUCAGGGCAAAAAGGACACAGUUGAGCUCAUCCUGGAGAAUAAGGGCGACCAUGUUUUCCGUUGCACCUAUCGUCCCAUGUUACAUGGGCCUCACAUUAUCCAUAUACUGUUUGCAGGCCAGGAAAUCCCCAAGAGUCCUUACACUGUCAACGUCGCUGAGGCUAUGAACCCAAAUGCCUGCAGAGCUACAGGCAGAGGACUUCAGCCUAAAGGCGUAAGAGUAAAAGAGGUUGCAGACUUCAAAGUUUUCACCAAGGGAGCUGGCAGCGGAGCACUCAAUGUCUCAGUCAAAGGACCAACUGGAGCAGAGGAGCAAGUGAAAGUGCGAGAUGCAGGAAACGGUGUGUAUGAAUGUGAAUAUUAUCCCCUUAAGCCUGGUAAAUACACAGUCAGUAUCACCUGGGGAGGCCAGCCCAUCGCACGCAGCCCCUUCGAAGUGCUGGUGGGCCCUGAGGCGGGAUUCCAGAAGGUGAGAGCCUGGGGUCCUGGUCUGAAGACGGGCAUGGUAGGAAAAUCUGCUGACUUUGUGGUAGAGGCCAUUGGCACAGAAGUUGGAACUCUGGGCUUCUCAAUUGAAGGCCCAUCACAGGCUAAAAUCGAGUGUGAUGAUAAGGGUGACGGCUCCUGUGAUGUUCGUUACUGGCCCACUGAGCCCGGUGACUAUGCUGUUCAUGUCAUUUGUGAUGAUCAGGACAUCAAGGACAGUCCCUUCAUGGCUCACAUCCUCCCAGCAGCCAAUGAUGUCUUUCCUGAGAAGGUGAAAGCUUAUGGUCCAGGCCUGCAGCCAACUGGCGUCAUUGUAAACAAACCAACUGAAUUUACCAUUGAUGCCCGCAUGGCUGGGAAGGGCCAGCUCAAGAUCUAUGCCCAGGAUGCUGAAGGCCACACCAUCGACAUCAAGAUCACUGACAAGAAAGACGGCACGUUUCUGUGUGUGUACACCCCUGUUAAGCCUAUUAAACACACCAUCAUCAUCACCUGGGGGGAGGUCAAUGUGCCCAGCAGCCCCUUCAGGGUGAUGGUUGGAGAGGGUUCUCAUCCAGACAAAGUCAAGGUCUAUGGGCCUGGAGUGGAGAAGACAGGGCUCAAGGCUAACGAGCCAACAUACUUCACUGUGGACUGUGGUGAGGCUGGCCAAGGAGACAUCAGCAUUGGAAUCAAGUGUGCUCCAGGGGUGGCUGGUCCUGCUGAGGCAGACAUCGACUUUGACAUAAUAAAGAAUGACAAUGAUACCUUCACUGUCAAAUACACUCCCCCUGCUCCAGGCCGAUAUACCAUCAUGGUGCUGUUUGCUGACCAGGAAAUUCCUAUCAGUCCAUUCAAAGUCAAAGUAGAUCCUUCUCAUGACGCUGGCAAGGUGAGAGCAGAGGGUCCUGGACUCAACAAGACAGGUGUGGAGGUGGGCACUCCAACUCACUUCACCAUCUACACAAAGGGAGCUGGCAAGGCCAAGCCUGAGGUGCAUUUUGCAGCAUCAGGCCCAGGGGAGGCAGUUCGUGACUUUGAGAUCAUCGAUAACCACGAUUACUCCUACACUGUCAAGUACACAGCUCUUCAAAAGGGUAACAUGGCAAUUUCAGUGACUUAUGGAGGAGAUCCCAUUCCUAAGAGCCCCUUUCACAUCACAGUGGCACCACAUCUGGAUAUUGGAAAGGUGAAAGUGGAAGGAUUAGACACCAAAGUGGAGGUCGGAAAAGAUCAGGAGUUCACAGUUAACUCAAAGGGUGCUGGCGGGCAGGGCAAUGUAGGUGUGAAGAUGACCUCACCUUCUGGCCGACCAAUCCCAUGCAAGCUGGAAUCAGACAAAGCCAAAGGCACUCACAGUGUGAAGUAUAUUCCCCCAGAGGAGGGGCAGUAUAAGGUUGAUGUCAGCUAUGAUGGCAACCCAGUAAUGGGAAGCCCCUUUGCAGUUGAAGCAGUGAUGCCUGCUGAUCCUUCAAAGGUGCGAGCCUUUGGCCCAGGCUUGAAGGGAGGCAUUGUGGGUAAACCCGCUCCAUUCACUAUUGACACAAAGGGAGCUGGUGCAGGUGGGCUGGGCCUAACUGUGGAGGGGCCCUGCGAGGCUAAAAUAGAGUGCCAGGACAAUGGUGAUGGCACAUGUUCAGUGUUCUACCUACCCACUGAGCCUGGCGAGUAUGCAAUCAACAUCCUGUUUGCAGAGAAACACAUCCCUGGCUCUCCCUUCAAAGCUGCAGUGCGCCCAGCCUUUGACCCUAGCAAGGUGACUGCUAGCGGUCCUGGUCUGGAGAAGGCCAAGGCGGGUGAGCCAGCAACCUUCACUGUGGACUGCACCCGAGCAGGUGAUGCUGAGCUCACCAUCGAAAUUGUGUCAGAGACCGGGGUUAAGGCUGAAGUGCACAUUCAGAAAACUGCAGAGGGGACCUUCUCUGUGACGUACAUCCCAUCCUUCCAUGGGACACACACCAUCACAAUAAAGUAUGGUGGCCAUAUGAUUCCUCAGUUUCCAAAGGUCCUGCAGGUUGAGCCCUCUGUAGACACCAGUGGGGUGCAUGUCUACGGGCCAGGAGUGGAGCCUAGAGGGGUCCUCAGAGAAGUCACAACCCACUUCAUUGUUGAUGCUCGUUCCCUCAACAAGGUUGGAGGAAAUCAUGUUAAGGUUCGCGUUAUCAACCCCUCCGGUUCCAACACAGACAGCUUCGUCACUGACAAGGGAGACGGCACCUACCGAGUGGAGUACACACCAUUCGAGGAUGGAUUGCAUCUGAUUGAGGUGCUAUAUGACAAUACACCAGUACCCAAAAGUCCCUUCAGAGUUUCAGUGGUGGAGGGAUGUGACCCGACCCGGGUCCGUGCUUAUGGACCAGGUCUGGAGGGAGGAAUAACCAACAAACCCAACUGCUUCACUGUGGAGACCAGGGGUGCUGGUACAGGAGGCCUGGGCCUGACCAUUGAGGGAGCCUCAGAAGCAAAAAUAUCAUGCAAGGACAAUAAAGAUGGCAGCUGUAGCGUGGAGUAUGUCCCCUUCACUCCUGGAGAUUAUGAUGUCAAUAUUACCUAUGGAGGUCAUCCAAUCCCAGGCAGUCCAUUCCGUGUUCCUGUUCAGGACCCUGUGGACCCCAGCAAGGUGAAGUGCUCAGGUCCAGGUCUGGGCGCUGGGGUGAGGGCACAUGUUCCUCAGACUUUCACAGUUGACUGUACAAAGGCUGGGCAGGCCCCACUGGAUGUCAAACUCUAUGGCCCAUCAGGUACUGUGGAGCCAGUUGGUGUGAAGAACAACGGUGAUGGCACUCACACAGUUCACUACACCCCAGCCCAGGACGGGCCCUACACUGUAGCUGUUAAAUAUGCAAAUCAGGAAGUCCCACACAGUCCAUUCAAGGUAAUGUCCCAGCCUGGGCAUGAUGCCAGUAAGGUACGCGCCAGUGGCCCUGGUCUAGACAAAAAGGGUGUGUCUGCAAGCCUGCCUGUUGAGUUCACCAUUGAUGCCCGUGAUGCUGGAGAGGGGCUACUCACUGUGCAGAUUCUGGACCCAGAGGGCAAACCAAAGAAUGCAUCCAUCCAGGACAACAGGGACGGCACCUACACUGUGUCCUACGUACCUGACUCUACAGGCCCCUACACAAUCACCAUUAAAUAUGGAGGAGAUGAGAUUCCUUACUCCCCAUAUCGCAUCCAGUCCCUGCCCACAGGAGACGCCAGCAAAUGCCUCCUCACUGUGUCUAUUGGAGGACAUGGCGUGUCGAGUCUUCAAAAACUGCAGACCUCUGAGGAUACAGUUAUUACGGUGGAUGCCAAGGCUGCUGGGAAAGGCAAGGUGACCUGUAAGGUGCUGACUCCACAAGGGGUGGAGCUGGACAUGGAUGUGGUGGAGAAUCACGAUGGGACCUUUGACAUUUACUACACUGCCCCUGAACCUGGAAAAUAUAUUAUUACCAUCCGCUUUGGAGGACAGAACAUCCCUAAGAGCCCCUUCCAUGUGGUGGCAUCUAAUGAGCCAGUAGUUCCCCGUGAUACCGUGGAACCGCAAUUCCGACCUGUUAACUUUCUCGUCCCUUUCACGCCACAGCAAGGAGAAAUCACAGGUGAGGUGCGAAUGCCUUCAGGCAAGACGGCCCGUCCGCAUAUCACUGACAACAGGGAUGGUGCCAUCACAAUCAAGUACCAGCCCACAGAGAGAGGCUUGCACGAGAUGGACAUUAAAUAUGAAGGCAACCACAUUCCAGGAAGCCCUCUGCAGUUCUAUGUGGAUGCUGUGAACAGCGGAGUGGUGACUGCUUAUGGUCCAGGUCUGAGUUAUGGCAUGGUCAACAAGGCUGCCACGUUUACUGUGGUCACCAAGAAUGCAGGAGAAGGUGGUCUGUCAAUGGCAGUGGAGGGUCCCUCUAAGGCCGAGAUCACCUGUAAGGACAACAAAGAUGGUACUUGCACUGUCUCCUACCUGCCCACAGCUCCUGGAGACUACAACAUAAUUGUGAAGUUUGAUAACAAGCACAUUCCCGGCAGUCCCUUUACUGCUAAGAUCACUGGGGAUGACUCCAUAACCAGGACGUCUCAGCUGAAUGUCGGCACAGCUACUGACGUGUCCCUGAAGAUCACAGAGACUGAUCUCAGUUCUUUGACUGCCAGUAUCAGAGCUCCAUCAGGCAAGGAGGAGCCCUGCCUGCUCAAGAGGCUGCCCAACAGACACCUCGGUAUUUCUUUCACCCCUAAGGAAGUUGGUGAACAUGAAGUGAGUGUAAGGAAAAGUGGCAUGCACGUUUCCAACAGCCCUUUUAAGAUUAUGGUUGGCCAGUCAGAGAUCGGCGAGGCCAGCAGAGUCAAGGCUUAUGGUAAAGGCCUGGUGGAGGCACACACUUCUGAAACGGCCGAGUUCUUUGUGGAUACAAGGAAUGCAGGCUAUGGAGGUCUAGCAUUGUCAAUUGAGGGUCCGAGCAAAGUGGAUAUCAACUGUGACGAUGUAGAGGAUGGGACGUGCAGAGUGACCUACUGUCCAACUGAACCUGGAAGUUACACUGUUAACAUCAAAUUUGCUGAAAAGCACAUCCCAGGUAGUCCUUUCACAGUGAAGGUGACUGGAGAAGGAAGAAUGAAAGAAAGUAUUACUAGGAAGAGGCAGGCGUCUUCUAUCGCCUCAGUGGGGAGCACAUGUGGCCUUAACCUGAAAAUCCCAGGAAACUGGUUCCAGAUGGUUUCAGCUCAGGAGAGGCUGACCAGGACAUUCUCCCGCAGCAGCCACACCUACACCCGCACUGAGCGCACAGAGAUUAGCAAAACCCGAGGUGGAGAGACAAAGAGGGAGGUGCGAGUGGAGGCGAGCACCCAGGUAGGAGGAGGAGGAAGCCCAUUCCGAGAUGUUUUUGGAGACUUUCUGGGCAGAGAGAGCCUAAGCAGCUUCGCUGGCAUCACUGCUAGACCUGAGGUUGAGAGUGGCUCCCAGGCCAUGACAGCUCAGGUGACCAGCCCCAGUGGGAAAACGGUGGAUGCUGACCUUGUGGAUGGAGGGAGCAGCACAUACAGUGUGCGCUUCAUCCCACAGGAAAUUGGACCCCACACAGUCAAUGUCAAAUACAGAGGCCAACACGUUCCUGGAAGCCCUUUCCAGUUUACUGUGGGACCCAUGGGGGAGGGAGGGCCUCACAAGGUCCGUGCAGGAGGACCUGGCCUGCAGCGAGGCGUAGCUGGAGCACCAUCUGAAUUUAGUAUCUGGACAAGAGAGGCAGGUGCAGGCGGUCUGUCCAUUGCUGUAGAGGGGCCAAGCAAGGCUGAAAUUUCCUUCGAGGACAGGAAGGAUGGUUCUUGCGGUGUCUCCUACAUAGUGAAAGAACCAGGUGACUAUGAAGUGUCAAUCAAGUUCAACAACGAGCACAUCCCUGACAGCCCAUUCAUUGUUCCGAUUGCAACGCUGUCAGACGAGGCCCGCAGGCUCACUGUCACAAUCCUUCAGGAGAAGGAUUUGAAGGUAAACCAAGAAGCAUCCUUCAUGGUGCAGCGAAAUGGGGCUCGAGGGGUGGUGGAUGCCAAAGUCCACACCCCCUCCGGCUUUUCUGAAGCAUGCUACAUCACUGAGCUUGACAGCGACAAGACUGCAAUCCACUUUAUUCCACGUGAAAACGGAGUUCACUCCAUAGAUGUAAAGUUCAAUGGAUGCCACAUUCCUGGGAGCCCUUUUAAUGUGCGUGUGGGAGACCCGGGGCUAAUUGGAGACCCAGGCAUGGUGACUGCACACGGCCCUGGACUGCAGGGAGGAACCACAGGUGUUGUCACAGAGUUUGUGGUCAACACGUGUAAUGCAGGCUCAGGCACUCUGUCUGUCAACAUCGACGGGCCGUCUAAGGUCAAAAUGGACUGUCGCGAGUGUCCCGAGGGCUACAAGAUCACCUACAUACCCAUGGCACCUGGCAACUAUCUCAUCACCAUCAAAUACGGCGGGCCACAGCACAUAGUGGGCAGCCCUUUCAAAGCUAAAAUCACAGGUGCCCGACUGUCAGGAGGACACAGCCUCCACGAGACUUCCUCUGUCUUGGUCGAAACAGUUACUAAGACCUCCAAAGUGGGCGGGGCCUACAGCUCCUCUUCAUCCACCACCUCAACCGCACUGACAUCUGAUGCCAGCAAGGUGGUAUGUCGUGGAACUGGGCUGUCCAAGGCUGUGGUGGGACAGAAAAAUAACUUUACAGUUGACUGCAGCAAAGCAGGUACCAACAUGCUGAUGGUGGGUGUGCACGGACCCCAUACUCCCUGUGAGGAGGUGUACGUCAAGCACAUGGGCAACAAGCUCUAUAACGUCACCUACACUGUCAAAGACAAGGGCAGCUACACUGUCAUCGUCAAAUGGGGUGACGACAACAUCCCCGGGAGCCCCUACAAAGUGAUUGUACCCUAAAAAGAACUGCAUCAGUGCUCCAUCCCUCCUCCUCCACUGACCCACCAGCCUUGUCUUGUCAUCAGCACACAUCAAUCAAACCCCCCAGUAGUACUUUUUCUGGCACUGCUCUUUGCUCUUCUGCAGAUUGCAACAUACACUAAAACCUGCAAGGAUAUUUGCUUACAGCUUUCUUGAUGACAGAGUCUCUGAUGUGCCAAAGGUUUGUAUUAACUCCAGAAAUGACAUCUACAAUUAUGCAUCCACAUUCAUAGUGAUGCAAAAGCAACAGUGAGUCCUUGAGUAAUGUUGGCUACAUGUUUUGAUUGGUUGAUACAGUUUCUGCCCUCUGUCCACUUAUAAUAUAUGAAUGUUGACAGAUGUUGGAGUAAUCAACAGGAUUAAAGUCUGAUACUGUAGGGUUUUGUAUUGUUUAAGAAUGAGAACUUCACUUUUGUUAUGUUAACCUGUUUUUGGUAAGUCUUUGCAGACCUAAUAAAGAUUUAAUUGCUAAGUUUC